GCGGCGGAGCUUCCGACUUCCGGUUCUUUAAUAAACUGUUGACAAGUGAAAUGGGAUGAAGUCCACCGAAGAAAUUCAAACCGCUGAAUGAAACGGGAUUAAAGCCAUACAGGCACAAUGAGCUGGAUUCCGUUCAAGAUUGGCCAGCCCAAGAAGCAGAUUGUCUCCAAAACCGUUGAAAGAGACUUUGAGCGUGAAUAUGAGAAACUACAAAAGCUCGAGGAUCAGACGAAGAAACUUCACAAGGACAUGAAGAAGAGCACUGAGGCUGAUAUAGCCAUGUCCAAGGCUGCUGUGAAGAUCUCUGCAGACCUGCUGGGUAACCCUCUGUGUGAGCAGGACCAGGUCUUCCUGGAGUCCAUGACUGCUCUGGAUACCGCCAUGAGGCGCAUGGACUCCUUCAACCUGGAGAAGGUCAACCAGAUCCAGAAGACCGUCAUCGAUCCUCUGAAGAAGUACAGCGGAGUCUUCCCUAGCCUCAACAUGGCGGUGAAGCGGCGGGAGCAGGCGCUGCAGGACUACAAGCGGCUGCAGUCCAAGGCGGAGAAGUACGAGGAGAAGGAGAAGACUGGGCCCAACAUGGUCAAGCUGCACCAGGCCAGGGAGGAGCUGCGGCCGGUCAGGGAGGACUUUGAGGCCAAGAACCAGCAGCUGCUGGACGAGAUGCCAAAGUUCUACCAGAGCCGCAUCGACUACUUCCAGCCCAGCUUCGAGGCCCUAAUCCGGGCCCAGGUGGUGUACUUCACAGAGAUGCAUAAGAUCUUCAGCGAGCUGACGGAUCAGAUCGACCAGGGCGCGCUGACAGACGGCGAGAGGGAGCGGGAGAACGAGGCCAAGCUGGCCGAGCUGCGGGCCCUCUCCAUCGUCGCCGACGACUGAGGUGGUGGUGGUGAAGGUUUGGCUGUCUGGCUCGAGGACCAACAGACACAAUCCGACCACCGGAUUUAUACCGUUACUCCGUUCCCCCGUUGAAACCCCAAAAGCCAUCCGCCCCGCGGCCAUGUUGUCGAUACGUUUUAAUAUAAUAACUUCUUUCAGAGCUCAUAACUCCUAAACUUCUCCGCAGCGUUUUGUUUCAGCGGCAUAGAGGAGAGAAGACGUAUAUUUUUGUAUGUGAGUCUGACUAGCGGCACAGCGUUGAACGAGGUGCUGGAUCAGGGAGAGAUCGAUGCGUCUUUAGGGGCAGAAUGAUUGUAGUAAUUUAACGCUUCAUUUUCCUUAUUAUUUGUAAGAGUUGGUGGGGGGUAAUCCCUUGUUAGCAUGGUGCCAUGUUGAAUUAUGUUUUUUUUUUUGUCAUGACGUUUAAACCAAGUAACAACAACAUGGGCCCACAUUUCACCUGACUGGCAAGGGCCUUUUUAUAGUCAAGUGCAUCGUGCCUGAACCGCGAAGUGGAACCUGUUCUGAACAGGAGAGACACGUCUCAAAGCCGAGACUGUGGCUCCCUCUAGUGGUCAAACCUGGAAUGUAGCGCUCCUCGGCCUCAGCUGUUCUUUCUUUGUUCCAUUGUUUGGCGUCUACUGGUCCUCUAAUUUAAAGGGAGGCAGAUUUUCUAAGUUGUACAAUUCAGUAAAAUCUUAAUCCUUUUUUGGACCAACCGUUUUUCUCUACACUCUUGUCGGAAUGUUCAAAAGUGGACCGCUAUUCAAGGUUAAUCAGUGGAAGGAAGAUUGUAAAAUGACUUAAUCUCAUGAAGGACAUUGCCUUGAAAAAAAUUCUUGUUUGGUUAAAAUGGACUAGUUUAGCUUUUUUAACUUGUUUUGGUGUUUGAUUUGUAAUGUGAGUGAAUAUUUUAAAAUCAGAAUAGGACUUAUUGCGAAUGGAUUAAUGCCAGGAAAAUUGUAACACUAAUAUCAAAAAUUCUCAUGCAUGUACAAUCAGCGUUGAAAUAAAUGGACUCAUAUGAUC
Molecule: messenger RNA, 1908 nt
Organism: Gadus morhua (Atlantic cod)
Lineage: Eukaryota; Metazoa; Chordata; Actinopteri; Gadiformes; Gadidae
Gene: bin3
Product: bridging integrator 3
Exons: 9
Coding region: 118-879 (253 amino acids)
Biological process (GO): plasma membrane tubulation; actin cortical patch localization; endocytosis
Cellular component (GO): actin cytoskeleton; cytoplasm
Molecular function (GO): lipid binding; protein binding
Source: RefSeq, a predicted model, not a curated record